This is a messenger RNA of Plectropomus leopardus (leopard coralgrouper), 1497 nucleotides long. NCBI's taxonomy places the organism in Eukaryota, Metazoa, Chordata, Actinopteri, Perciformes, Serranidae. The record is from RefSeq and is a predicted model, not a curated record.
AUGUCUUUUUGGAUAACGAUGGGGAUCGACAAUAAGACUCGGACAAAGGGCUGCGCCUGGUUGGCUUUUUAUUUGGCUCUACUGCUGCUGUUCGGAAAACAGGCUUUGGCUCAGAUAAGGUACUCUGUUCCCGAAGAGGUAAAAGAGGGAACUGUUGUUGGAAAUGCUGCGAAGGAUCUUGGCCUUGACAUCACCUCUUUGAUUGCUCGACGGUUCCGUGUUGUGUCUGAAAGUAAAGACGCUAUUUUUGAAGUUAACCAGAAUAAUGGGGAAUUGUACGUCCACAAGCAUAUUGACAGAGAGGAGCUCUGUCAGGGCAGCGGUGCAUGCCUAAUGGAGCUAAAAAUCCUUGUUGAAAAUCCUUUGGAAAUACAUUAUGCCAUUGUGGAAAUUACUGACGUAAAUGACCACUCUCCGAGUUUCCCCGAAAAAGAACAGAUAUUUGAAAUUGCUGAGCAUACACUGCCAGGAAAGCGAUUUCAGCUGCACACUGCUCGUGAUCCUGAUGCUGGAAUUAACUCUAUUCGUACAUACACUUUAACUUCAAAUGAACACUUUGAAGUAAAUAUCCGUCAGACCGAUGCGGGAAAAAUACCAUAUUUGGUGCUGAAGAAAUCGUUAGACAGAGAACAAAAGAACAAACACACGCUGCUGGUUACAGCCUUUGAUGGAGGUAAACCUCCAAAAGCAGGCACACUAAAUAUUUCUAUUAUUGUUCUUGAUAGUAAUGAUAAUCGUCCAAUAUUUAGUCAGGAGAUUUAUCAAACUGAAAUAAAAGAAAACGUUCCGUUCGGUACUUCAGUGUUUAAAAUGAAUGCAACGGAUCCCGAUGAAGGCACCAAUGGCGCAACUGAAUACAGGCUUGGUAAAACUCUAAAGAAAAAAGUCUAUGACAUUUUUGAGUUAGACAGAGUAACUGGAGAAAUUCGAGUCAAAGGCAUAGUGGAUUAUGAAGAAAACGAUUUUUUUGAAGUGGACAUUGAGGCAUCAGAUAAAGGAACACCUCCACUAACAGGUGAGUGCAGAGUCAAUAUAAAGAUAAUAGACGUUAACGAUAAUCCACCGGAAAUACAUGUGACAUCACUGUCAAAUACAGUGUCUGAAGAUUCAAAACCUGGCACAGUUAUUUCACUCAUUAGUGUAAGGGAUAAAGAUUCCGGUGUCAAUGGAAAAAUUAUUUCACAUAUAUCGAGUGAUGUGCCCUUUGAAUUAAAACCUUCCUAUAAGGAGAACAUAUAUUCAGUUGUCACAAAUGGAUUUCUGGAUCGAGAGGAGGUGUCACAUUAUGAAAUAACAAUAAAAGCCACCGACUGUGGUGAACCUCCCUUAUCUUCUGUUAAAACUCUCAGUAUUCAGAUAUCAGAUGUAAAUGAUAACAGUCCACAUUUCGACCAAAAUCCCUUACAGUUUUACCUGUCAGAAAAUAACGUUGCUGGAGCGUCAGUGUUCUCUGUAAGCGCAACGGACAAAGAUUUGAAUGAAAAUGCAGCUAUUUCA